UCCCGGGCAGGCGGCUGGCUCCGCUGGAAGGGCACAGCUUCCUCAGCCGGGGUACGGCGGGGGAGUACGGCUUGUGGUUUUCGCUGAGAGAGGCGGGGGUGCUGCGGCGGCGACUUCGCGUUUUACCUGAGGCGGGGGAGCUGUGCAAGGCUGAACCGUGACAAUGAUUGCUUUCCAGCAAAAAAUUCUCAACUUGAUCAAGUGUUUUAGAAGGCAAUGGCAUUUAUUUUCAAACUCUGAGAGGACAACUGUAUGUGGAGCAGACUACAUGCUGAUGGCGUUACAACUGUCAAUGGCUGAAGUCAAUAAACAGCAUCAUGGAGAUUUCACAGUAUCACUUGGUGAUGUCUUGGAAACUUGGAACUAUUUGUUACAUGACAAACUGGGAUUAUCAUAUGAAAACAUGCAAGAACCUGAAAAUUAUGCUGAUGUAAAAAAAGCCUAUCAUGCCUUCUUAGCAAGGAGCAGUAUGUUAGAUUUAAUAGACAUACAUCAGAAGUGCUGUGAUCUCGGGCUGAUAUCUGAAGAUGGAAGUAUAGAUCCUGUUCAUCUGUUGGAAUUUAUUUCUGGCAUAAUGAAUGUGCAAGAAAAUAAUGGUUCUGUUCUUUCUACUCCUCCUAAGCCAGUCAAAAGUCAGGGCCAGGAGAACGUGAAGGUGGCAAUCCUGGCAAAGAAGUGCAUUUGCUCAUAUUUAAGCCUGUUGGUGAAUUCUAAGGAUGAUCUGGCAUUGGCUCAUAUUCUAAAUGUACCUGACAGAGGACUUGAUAGAGAAGCCUUCACUAACCUAAAACAUGCCUCACAAGAGAGAAAAAUGUCAAUUUUCCUGAUGGCAACAUCCUUUAUCCGAACAGUAGAACUUGGAGGAAGAGGCUGUGCAUCUUCAUUAUUUGGUCCUUUAAAAGCCCAUGUAAAGGGACUUGCAAACUUUGUAAACUUUAUUGACAAACUGCAGGAAAUCAUUGGUGAAAUCUUAAACCCAAGAAUCGCGGGAGGGCGAAUUCUGUCAACAGUGAAGAUGCAUUUGAUAAAAGGCCGAAGCAAUGGGGAUCCUUUCUGUAAGGCAGUAGAGGAAGUUGUAGAAGAUUUGGAUUUGAAGAUUAAAAAUAUUAUCGAUUCACAACAGGAAGUCUUGACUGCCAGCACUGCUGGAGUCAGUCCAGCACGGCCAAAACUGCAUUCCAUAAAUCAUGGCACUGUGUAUUGUGGCAGAGAUACUGUAAAGGUCUUACUAGUUCUUCUGGAUGAAGAAACUGUCAAUCCUCCUACGCACAAUAAAGCAGACUUAUUAUAUGAGGAUGAAAGCUUUAACUUGCUUGGAAUGACCUCUGUUUUAACACUUUUCAAAUCUCCAGCACAAUCUAAUGGAUCUUCUCCAAAACCUCUUAGACAACGUAUUCAGAAGUCUGUGGAUGAAAAAAAAUUCAAGAUGAAGCAGUCUUCACUAAAAUCUCAGUUUGCCUGUACAUAUAAAAAUGAUCUGAGUGAGAUGAAGCGUCAACAUUUCCUCAGCAGUAGCCAAAUUCCAACUGGCAUAGACCCUGCACCAAAGCAAUGUUUAAAAGCUGGAGAUAACACAGAAGGUAUGAAUUCAUGUCUUGAUGUACCAGUGCUUGGAACUAUUUCUGAAAAUGUUCACCAGACUAGAAGUUAUACAGAAAUGGGAAAGCUGAGUUGUCAGCCAAGAAACAAGUACUCCAGGAAUGAACAGAUGGAUUUGAAUAAUGACAAAGUAAUCUGUGAUAAGGAAAGUGAACCAUCUUUGCAAAAAAAUGCAAAGAGACCUAAAACUUCCAACAACCCUCAGAAGGACUUGGGUGGCAGAAAUGAUGGGAAAAGAAAACACAGCAAAACUGCAAGCAAGAAUAAGUUAAUUGCCGGUCAGGCAAAACUAACUCAGUAUUUUUCACUGUGAGUUUUUGUUUGACACCUGUGGUAUGUUGUUUGGUUCAGAAGUUUGUGUAAUUUUGUGAGAGAAGGAUGACAUACUUGCACCAAUUCCUUUGGCACUCUGGUAGUUUUUGUGUAAUAUGAGAUAAAUACAAGUCCAGGUUAUGCAGAAGUCUUUUAUUUUAUAUAACAGUACAUCUUUAGUAAUUAGAGCUAUGUUAGUUUCUGUUAAUGAAGUAUGAUUUUCUCUCCAGUGUGAUGGGAAAGAAUUUUUGAUGAAUAUAUAUAUCAACACUAAAGCACAGUAAUUUAAAAUUACAUUAAAUUCACUUUAAAAUGUUCACUCUUCAAAGAAGGUGGUGUGGAUCAGUAAUUUUCAGACUUGCCAACACGGUCGAUAGACUCUUCCCAGCAUACACCUGAGCACUGCAGGAAAAAAAAGAUAAUUUGCAAGUUUAAAUCAUCAGACAAUGAGAACUCAUUUAUGGUCUCUGGAAAUGUUAAUAAAUUCUUCCUCCCCUGUGCACAUUUUGGCUUUGUAGUUUAACAAAAUUGAGUAUUUUUUUUUUGUGUGUGAAAUAAAGAUAUACUUACAGUCAAAAUCUCUCCUUCCUAUGGGGAAUUUAGGUGAAUUUUCUCCAGCUGCAGUAUCCCUUUCUUGUAUUGAUUCAAUAUUUUGAAUUUCAGUGUCAGCUGGAAAAGCCAUGGCUCCCUUCAGUGCAAGAUAAGGUAGUUGCUUCCUACCUAAGUUUAUUGCCGUAAUAUGAUUUAAGGAAUCAUGUCUGGAACCUGUGUCCUGUUUUAAGACAAAACAAGAGUGGCAGUUUAUUUGGAAUCAGUUGUGUUCAUUUUUUUUGUACUUUAUAUUUAGCAAUGUAUUUUAUCUUUCAAGAGGAUAAUUUAAAACUAAUGACCUGCCUUACAUAUUUCAAUGUUUUUAUGAUAAAGAACAUGUUAAAGUAAUGCUAUAUAUUUGGUGUGUUGUUAACCUGUUGCUGCCUAUAGGGGAACACUGAAUUAAACACAAAUAGAGGCACUUUUUCUCCACAA
Pogoniulus pusillus (Red-fronted tinkerbird) is the source of this 2937-nucleotide messenger RNA. RefSeq names its product PARP1 binding protein (gene PARPBP). The record is from RefSeq and is a predicted model, not a curated record. The transcript has 11 exons. The coding region runs from base 164 to 1912 and encodes 582 amino acids. NCBI's taxonomy places the organism in Eukaryota, Metazoa, Chordata, Aves, Piciformes, Lybiidae. Gene Ontology annotation, biological process: negative regulation of double-strand break repair via homologous recombination. Gene Ontology annotation, cellular component: chromatin.